AUAGUAACUGGACCAAUUGAGAGCGUCGUCGUUAUCUUUGUUAUAGCAAAGCAAUACGUAGACCGAAACGGGAGCCGACAAUCAAUCGCUAUCUACACGGAUAAUCAGGCGGCCAUUACAUCCACAGCCAAACCAGAGGGACAAUCAGGAGCCUAUAUUCUCAGAGAAAUAGCACAGCAAAUACAGGAUAUCCAGAACAAGGGACGAGUCGUGAAAAUCCGAUGGAUUCCGGCCCAC
Molecule: messenger RNA, 237 nt
Organism: Trematosphaeria pertusa
Lineage: Eukaryota; Fungi; Ascomycota; Dothideomycetes; Pleosporales; Trematosphaeriaceae
Exons: 1
Molecular function (GO): nucleic acid binding
Source: RefSeq, a predicted model, not a curated record